CUGCUGCUGCCGUAACUGGCAAAAUGCACUCGGCCUUGACGUACCAGCCAAUCGCCCGGUGCUCGGCACGUGCUGCUACUCUCCAAUUGCCCCAUGGUCCUGUGCCUUUGCCCAUCUUCAUGCCUNNCGGUCUCAAACCCGGCCAGGCUACACUUGACGCUGUCGGUGGUGCUCAUAAGCUACAAUCAUGGCCACACAACAUCCUGACAGAUAGUGGAGGGUACCUAUACCUCAACCUCGACCACUCUCUCAAACUCAGACUCACACAUGCAGUNUUCCAAAUGGUUUCGCUACUCGAACUCGCCACGGUCACCGAAGAAGGCGUCCGCUUCUUGAGCCCUCACGAUCGCUCUCCCAUGCUCUUGACGCCUGAACACUCCAUCUCGCUCCAAAACAGCAUUGGCUCAGACAUCAUGAUGCAACUCGACGAUGUCAUAGCCACCACCUCACCCGACCACGCCCGCAUCAAAGAAGCCAUGUAUCGCAGUAUCCGUUGGCUGGACCGCUGCAUCGCCGCCCACAAGAAGCCAGAAUCCCAAAACCUGUUUUGCAUCAUCCAAGGAGGUUUGGAUUUGGAAUUGCGCAAAGAAUGCUGUAAAGAGAUGGUUGCAAGAGAUACUCCGGGAAUUGCUAUCGGAGGUCUUUCUGGCGGUGAAGCUAAAGAGGAGUAUUGCAAGGUUGUUGGCACGUGUACGGAUAUGCUGCCACCAAACAAACCACGCUAUGUCAUGGGAGUCGGUUAUCCUGAAGAUCUGGUCGUUUCUGUUGCUUUGGGAGCAGACAUNCGCUUCGGCAAUGCCAUCACCUCGACUGGUGUCCUAAACCUCCGCCACGCCUCCUACGCCGACGACUUUUCCGCCGUAGAUCCAGAUUGCAAAUGCACAAUCUGCCGUCCUGCCUCUGAAGGCGGACUCGGUCUCACACGCGCCUACAUCCACCACGUUGCCGCCAAAGAAACAGCAGGUGCACAUCUGCUCAGCAUACACAACGUACACUAUCUCCUCGACCUCAUGCGCCGCAUCCGAGAAGCCAUUAUCGCAGACACAUAUCCCGCCUUNUUGCGCACUUACUUUGCGACUUUGUAUGCAGGGGACAAGGCCAAAUAUCCUACUUGGGUUGUCGAUGCUCUAAGAGGUGUAAAUGUAGAUUUACUACAGGAC
Aureobasidium musti is the source of this 1160-nucleotide messenger RNA. Lineage: Eukaryota; Fungi; Ascomycota; Dothideomycetes; Dothideales; Saccotheciaceae. The record is from the annotation of a GenBank genome assembly.